Suncus etruscus (white-toothed pygmy shrew) is the source of this 1011-nucleotide messenger RNA. It is a transcript of the gene RRH, whose product is annotated as retinal pigment epithelium-derived rhodopsin homolog. Gene Ontology annotation, molecular function: G protein-coupled receptor activity. NCBI's taxonomy places the organism in Eukaryota, Metazoa, Chordata, Mammalia, Eulipotyphla, Soricidae. Gene Ontology annotation, biological process: visual perception; G protein-coupled receptor signaling pathway. The record is from RefSeq and is a predicted model, not a curated record. The transcript has 7 exons. Gene Ontology annotation, cellular component: photoreceptor outer segment; membrane. Bases 1 to 1011 code for a protein of 336 amino acids.
AUGCUGGAGAAGAAUUUAGAGAACAGCUCAGGUCCUACAAAUGAACCUGGCUCCAUCUUCUCACAGACAGAGCACAGGAUAAUUGCGACUUACCUGAUUGUGGCAGGCAUAUUAAGUCUCCUGAGCAAUGUAGCAGUCCUAGGCAUCUUUAUCAAGCACAAGGAACUUCGGACACGCACCAAUGCAAUUAUCGUGAAUCUGGCCCUCACUGACAUUGGGGUGAGCAGCAUCGGCUACCCCAUGUCUGCUGCUUCCGAUCUGCAUGCAAGCUGGAAAUUUGGCUCUGCUGGGUGCCAGGUUUAUGCUGGAUUGAAUAUCUUUUUUGGGAUGGCAAGUAUUGGAUUACUCACCCUUGUGGCCGUGGACAGAUACCUGACCAUCUGCUGUCCUCACAUAGAGCGAAGAAUGACCAGAAAAUCCUAUGCCAGCCUGAUUCUGGGCACCUGGCUUAACGGCUGCUUCUGGGCUCUGAUGCCCAUCUUGGGGUGGGCAAGUUAUGCCCCGGACCCCACGGGGGUCACCUGUACCAUCAACUGGCAAGAAAAUGGCAUAUCUUUUGUUUCUUACACAAUGGCAGUUAUUGCUAUCAAUUUCAUCAUGCCCUUGACCCUGAUGGUUUACUGCUAUUGUCACGUGGCCUGGGCCAUUAAAUGUCACACUACUUGCGAGAGCACUGGACACCUCAAUGAUUGGUCAAGCCAGGUAGCUGUAACCAAGAUGUCUGUGAUAAUGAUACUUAUGUUCCUGGCUGCCUGGUCCCCAUAUGCCAUUGUGUGCUUAUGGGCUUCUUUUGGUGACCCCAAGGCCAUUCCCCCCAUGAUGGCCCUGAUAGCACCACUGUUUGCCAAAUCUUCAACCUUCUACAACCCCUGCAUCUAUGUGGUGGCCAAUAAAAAAUUUCGGAAGGCCAUGUUCACCAUGUUCCAAUGUCAGACUCACCGAGCAAUGCCUGCAACGAAUAUUUUACCCAUGGAUGUAACUCAGAGGCCACUGGCUUCCGAAAGAAACUGA